UACGUUCCAAAUUCUGACCCCUCCACUUGUCCACGCGCUGUAGAGGGGAGGGUUAUCCCUCUCCUCUUACAAUAAUAGAAACUACCGUUACAGUUAUACCAUUGUAUUCGACUACACAUCGAAAACAUCUCUAACUAGAUCCCUAUCCAAUCACGGACUCGCUCCUCACCACCAAAACAUGACACAACCACCAUCUCCGACCACAACCACCGUCGCCCCCACCAACUAACCCGCCAAUUCCCGUAAAUGGCGUCCCAAGACUCCCAACCAUUCCACUGGCGCUACACCGAAUUCGACGACCGGAACUUCCAAAUCCGUGGCCGAACCCUCUUCUUCAUCGUUGUCCUCUUCUCCAUCGUCCUCCUCAUCACCAUCCUCUUCCUCUACGCCCGCUGGGUCUGCCGCAUCCGCCACCUCCCAUCCGCCGCCACAUCCGCCCCGCACCGUGCUCACGCGCCGCCCGCUCAGCCGCAGGGGCUCGAUCCGGCCACAAUCAACAGCUUGCCGAUGACACUCCACCGGUCACCGUCAAUGGCGGGUCUUCGCGAGGAGCCCGAGUGCUGUAUAUGCCUCGGCGUGUUUCAAGACGGCGACAAAGUGAAGGUCUUGCCGGAAUGUCAACAUUGUUAUCACUCCGAGUGUGUGGACAAGUGGCUCACUGCUCGUCCGAAUUGCCCACUCUGUCGAGCUUCUCUCCGAGCUCACUCACUCGUUUGACUCGGUAUAUCAUUUUUCUUCUUCUCAAGAUAAUGUUUUUUUUGAAUGGUUCAAUGGUUUAACGUUCGAAUAUCAGUGUUAUUGGUGCGAGUUCGAGCUUCAGAGUAACCAUUCUGUAAAAUAUUUCCACUCUCCAGAUCCUGCGGUGGCGGAUCAGAAUUGGGUGGUGUUCACUAUGUAUAUUUAUAUUGAUGAAUGGGUAUAUAUGUGUGUGUGUGUGUGUUCUCUCUUA
Molecule: messenger RNA, 949 nt
Organism: Cornus florida
Lineage: Eukaryota; Viridiplantae; Streptophyta; Magnoliopsida; Cornales; Cornaceae
Product: RING-H2 finger protein ATL66
Exons: 1
Coding region: 247-717 (156 amino acids)
Source: RefSeq, a predicted model, not a curated record